Molecule: messenger RNA, 1765 nt
Organism: Syngnathoides biaculeatus (alligator pipefish)
Lineage: Eukaryota; Metazoa; Chordata; Actinopteri; Syngnathiformes; Syngnathidae
Molecular function (GO): oxidoreductase activity
Source: RefSeq, a predicted model, not a curated record
UGGCCGCAGCCCCACCCACGCGGGACACGCCCACGCGCCGCAUAAACUCUCCCAACAUACCUGUGAGAGCCGAACCCGGGGUGGGCGUGGCCGGGGCAAGUCGGGGAGGGGGGCCAACGCCACGCGUUUCUUUCUGGCUUUUGCGUCGACGAGCGUGAAGACACACGACGGGGGCAACAUGAGCAGGUGUUUGAUUAGCCAGCCGGAGGUGCAGAGCUUCAUCGAGAGGUGCAUGAUGGCGGUGGGCACCAAGCAGCAUCACGCCCGCAGCCUGGCGCAGGUUCUGGUGGAGGGCGACCACAGGGGUCACUACAGCCACGGACUCAACAGGAUGGACAUGUACGUGAAGGACGUCCAGACGGGAAUCUGCGCCAAGGACGGGGAGCCGGUCGUGGACAAGGAGAGCCCCGCCACGGCGCUAGUGGACGGGAGGAACCUUCUGGGCCCCGUGGUGGGGAACUUCUGCAUGGAUCUGGCCAUCAAGAAGGCCAAAGAAGUGGGAAUCGGCUGGGUGGUUGCGCACGGGUCCAACCACUACGGCAUCGCUGGGUACUACGCCAUGCAAGCUCUGAAGGAGAACAUGAUUGGAAUGUCCUUCACCAACACGUCCCCCCUGGUGGUCCCCACACGCGGUAAGGAGUGCACCUUGGGCACCAACCCCCUGAGCGUGGCGGCGCCGUCCAAAGAUGGCGACAGCUUCGUCCUGGACAUGGCCACGUCUGCCGUCGCCCUCGGGAAAGUGGAGCUGCACGAGCGUCGCGGCGACACAAUCCCGGAGGGGUGGGGGUGCGACCCCCAGGGCAAGAUCACCGCCGACCCCAAGAAAGUUCUGAACGGAGGGGGUUUGGUUCCCAUCGGCGGCAGCGAGGCCACAGGAGGGUACAAAGGUUACGGACUGGGAAUGAUGGUUGAGGUAUUCUGCGGCAUCCUGGCCGGUGCCAAGUACAGCAAGCACGUGCGCACGUGGAAAGUGACCGACAGGGUCGCAGACCUGGGUCAGUGUUUUGUGGCAAAACCGGAGAACUUCGCUCCCGGGUUCACCGACCGCAUGGCGGACCUCCUGGCCAUCCAUCGGGGACUGGACUCUGCUGAGGCCGACGCUCCCGUUCUGACCGCCGGAGAUCCCGAGAGGGCCAACAUCGCCAAGUGCCAGCAGAUGGGCGGCAUCUCCUACCACAUCAACGUCGUCAACUACAUGAACGAAUGCGCCAAGAAAGUGGGCGUCUGCCCUCUGCUGCCUUGUGACAGAAUCAUUCCAGAGUAAAAAAAAAAAAAAAAAAAAAAAAUUAAAAUCACCGUUUGGAUUUGAAGACAUCAUCUGAGCUUCUUCACAGCGUCCUUGCCCAAGCCGGCAGCUUGUUUUUUGUUUUUGUUUGUUUGUUUUUUUAAGAUAAUACUGCGACCAAAGGAAAUCUAUUGUUUCUGUGGUACCCAAAGACAAAAAAUCCACAAAUUGUCAAUUAGGAACUGCGUGAAAUGAUAUUUUGUCUCUGGCAUACUACUAUGACACACGACAUGCUGUUACUUCGACCUCAUUUUAAUACUUCACGACUGAGCACAUGAUAAAGAAAAGUUGCCUUUGCGUAUCGCUGCGCGCCUGCCGUUACAAAACACGCGACUGUACUGUGAAGGUGCCUGUGUGAUGUUUUUAAUACGCGGCAUCGCUUUUAAUUCAAUGAAGAAUAUAUACGGAUACAUCCCUGCUCAUUGUUGCGGUAAUAUUCAAGUGCCUUAAUGUUACAAAUAAAAGGUUAUGUAACAUGCA